This is a messenger RNA of Meira miltonrushii, 930 nucleotides long. RefSeq lists its product as uncharacterized. Gene Ontology annotation, biological process: maturation of 5.8S rRNA; regulation of gene expression. Lineage: Eukaryota; Fungi; Basidiomycota; Exobasidiomycetes; Exobasidiales; Brachybasidiaceae. The transcript has a single exon. The record is from RefSeq and is a predicted model, not a curated record. Bases 148 to 819 code for a protein of 223 amino acids. Gene Ontology annotation, molecular function: DNA binding; RNA binding. Gene Ontology annotation, cellular component: nucleolus; exosome (RNase complex).
AGCCUAUAUGCGUACGUAUGCAUGAAGCGCCUGUCUCUACGCGGCUUACCUCCGCUAAUUAAAAUUUGUUGAAUUGAGAAAAAAGUCAAUCAAAUCAAUCUUCUCAAUCCACUUUCAUUCGCAGCAUUUUUCCAUCAAGAAUAAAGGAUGAGUUCACUAAAAUCACCAGCACCAAUAGUCAAGCAGUUACGGAGUCUGCUGCAGGAUCUAAAUCAGUCUCUAGAUCCAAUCACUUCACAGUCUCUCGAUAAGCUUACGUCCACUUUGGAAAGUCGAACGAAAGCUGGUACAAGUUCAAAUGAUGUGAUCCUGAGUGGCAGACUUGAAUCUGCCCAAGUUCAAUCUUCUCUUGCAUACAUUUUGUUAGAUCUAGUCUGGAUCUUACUCAAAGUGAAUGGAACAGAUCCAGCCUCACAUCCCGUUACGGCAGAGCUAAAACGUGUUGAACAAUAUUUGAAAAAAGUUCAUGAAACUGAUAAGGAUGUCAUUGCUGCAAAUUUCAAAAAUGAUCAAGGCUCUCAUCGUAUCGAUCAAGCGAAAGCAUCCAGAUUCAUCAAAGGAGCUUUAGGCUCGAACAAUGGAAAUCAAUCCACUGGAAAGAGAACCGUCUUUGCAGAAGAUGGCACUGUUCAAAAGGUUGUACCAGUAGGAUCAGAAGAGGCAGAACCUGAGACAGAGGCUGGGAGCACAAGCAAAAAAGGAGGUGCCGGAGAACACGACGUUGGUGAAGACGAGAAUGGAAAAUGGGAACAGCCAAAGUCAAAACGGAGAAAGAGCGAAAAAGGAGAAAAGAAGAAAAGUGGUAGGAAAUCCAAGUAAGACAACCUUCACGAUCAAAAUUAUGUACACUAUUUCUCACAUCCAAAAGACACUAUAUAAUUGCAUGAUGUACAUUACGGCAUAGACAAAGAAUUUCUAUUGAUUCAUUCC